UCUCUCUCUCACAAGUGUUUUCCCUCUCUCUCUUGUGCAUCGGCGAGACUGUCUGCUCCCUUAGCCUACAGGAUAACUUAAUCUGUGCAUCUAGCUCACGCGCUCCCAAAAUGCAGCUCCGGCCGCUCACCACCGUUGGGACUAUGCUCCUCACGGUGUUGCUACUCGUCUCCGGCUGCAUCACCAACGCACACAACAUCACCAAAAUUCUGGCCAAGCACCCUGAGUACUCCACCUUUAACCACUACUUGUCCCUCACGCACCUUUCUUCCGAGGUCAACCGCCGUACCACCAUAACCGUCUGCGCCGUCGAUAAUGCCGCCAUGAACGAGCUUCUUUCCAAGCAUCUUUCCAUCAAUACUAUUAAGAACAUCCUUUCCAUCCACGUUCUGCUUGACUACUUCGGCGCCAAGAAGCUCCAUCAGAUCACCAACGGCACGGCGUUGGCCGCCACUAUGUUCCAGGCCACCGGAACGGCUCCUGGAUCUGCCGGAUUCGUCAACAUUACGGACCUUAAAGGUGGAAAAGUCGGAUUUGGUGCGGAAAACAACGAUGGAACUCUCUCUGCUUAUUUCGUCAAAUCCGUUGAAGAGAUUCCUUACAAUAUCUCUGUGAUUCAGAUCAGUAAGGUUUUGCCGUCAGAUGUGGCGGAAGCGCCUACACCUGCGCCCAGCAAACAGAAUAUCACCGCCAUUAUGUCCAAGCAUGGAUGCAAAGUCUUCGCCGAGACGCUCUUAGCAUCGGAUGCGGAAAAGACCUAUAUGGACAGUCUGGACGGCGGAUUGACGGUGUUUUGUCCCGCGGACGAUGCUUUCAAGGCUUUUCUGCCGAAGUACAAGAACUUAACGAAGGCAGGGAAGACGGCGUUGCUGGAAUACCACGGCGUUCCGGUGUAUCAGCCCCUUGCUACGUUGAAGUCUAACAAUGGCUUGUUAAACACAUUGGCCACCGACGGAGCUAACAAGUAUGACUUCACAGUGCAGAAUGAAGGUGAAGAAGUGACUCUGAGGACCAAAAUCACGACGGCGAAGAUCACCGACACUCUAAUCGAUGAGGAGCCUGUGGCGAUCUACGCUAUUAAUAAGGUCUUGUUGCCAAGGGAGCUGUUCAAAGCGGAUGCACUGGCUCCUUCUCCUGCGCCGGCACCGGAGUCUGCAGCCGCCGACGCACCCGAACAUCCGAAGAAGAAAGGAAAGAAAGCAAGAGCUGCUGCUCCUGCAGAUUCAACUUCCGAUUCAGACGCACCAGCUGAUUCGCCGGACAUUGCCGCAGACGACACGGCGGACGAUAACGGCGCCGUUCUGUUUGACGGCUCCUUGUCCUUUACUGUGGCGGCGGCUUCCUUUUUCGGGUUCCUACUCCUGUGAGUUAAGUAAUGAGAUGCUUUUAUUUAUUUCAUGAUUCAUUCACUUUUUGAAGGCCUUUAAUUAGGAAAUGAUGUAGAAAAACUUUAUAGUUAUGUAUUUUUUUUCUUAAUUUAAUUUUUAAAUGUGAAAUUUUAUUUAUGUGGAAAAGAAAAAUUGUUCAAUGUUGUGAGCUUGUGAUUCUUAAUGUAAACUUGAUUCAUCAGUUGUCA
Prosopis cineraria is the source of this 1576-nucleotide messenger RNA. Its product is annotated as fasciclin-like arabinogalactan protein 1. Gene Ontology annotation, biological process: root development; shoot system development. Gene Ontology annotation, cellular component: plasma membrane. The record is from RefSeq and is a predicted model, not a curated record. Bases 111 to 1367 code for a protein of 418 amino acids. Lineage: Eukaryota; Viridiplantae; Streptophyta; Magnoliopsida; Fabales; Fabaceae. The transcript has a single exon.